GCGGGGCUGCCUGAACCUUGUGCACUUUGUCCCCUGCUGGCAACGGAUAAAAGGGGCCUGAGGAAAUACGGGGCACAUCCACCCAUGACCAAUCCUACCCUUUAAAUUCUCAGCCCCGGGAGAACCGAGCACGGCAGAAGCGCUCUGGACACCUCUCCAGCGUGCGAAGCGCCGGGAAGGGCUUGGGGCGCCAACUCGAGCGAUCGCCCGGCUAGAGGCGGGUUGCCGGAAUUAACCCCCUUCCGUCUCGAGCCUUGGGAGCGUGAUUCCAGCGGCGUGGAGCCAGGAUGCCGGCGCACAUGCUGCCGGAGAUCUCCAGCACCUACACAACCACCAUCACAGCGCCUCCAUCUGGGGACUUGAAGAAUGAGAAAGAAAACUUAGAAAAGACUCUCCGGGACUUGGGAGACCACAUCCGCCCUGAAAUGAAAGAAGACAUCCGUGACCCCACCUACCAGGAUGAGGUGGGCCCCCCUCCGAAGCUGGAGUACGUGUGGAGAAACAUCAUCCUCAUGGCUCUGCUGCACCUGGGAGCCCUCUAUGGGCUCUUACUGGUUCCUGCCUGCAAGGCCUACACCUGGCUCUGGGCAUAUGUUUGCUAUAUAAUCAGUGGCCUGGGCAUCACAGCAGGGGCGCAUCGCCUGUGGAGCCACCGGACUUACAAAGCACGGCUGCCUCUCAGGAUCUUCCUCAUCAUUGCCAACACCAUGGCGUUCCAGAAUGACGUAUAUGAAUGGGCCCGAGAUCACCGCGCCCACCAUAAGUUCUCCGAAACUCAUGCUGAUCCUCACAAUUCUCGCCGUGGCUUUUUCUUCUCUCACGUGGGUUGGCUGCUUGUGCGCAAACACCCAGCUGUCAAGGAGAAGGGUGGUUUGCUGGACAUGUCUGACCUCAAAGCGGAGAAACUGGUGAUGUUCCAGAGGAGGUACUACAAGCCUGGUCUCCUGUUGAUAUGCUUCAUCCUGCCCACCUUGGUGCCCUGGUACUUUUGGGGUGAAACUUUUAAACACAGCUUGUUUGUUGCCGCUUUCCUGAGAUAUGCCAUCGUGCUCAAUGCCACCUGGCUGGUGAACAGUGCUGCCCACCUCUAUGGAUACCGCCCAUAUGACAAGAACAUUGAGUCUCGGGAGAACAUCCUGGUUUCACUGGGAGCUGUGGGUGAAGGCUUCCACAACUACCACCACACCUUCCCCUAUGACUACUCUGCCAGUGAGUACCGCUGGCACAUCAACCUUACCACAUUCUUCAUCGAUUGCAUGGCUGCCCUUGGCCUGGCGUAUGAUCGGAAAAAGGUAUCCAAGGCCGCUGUCUUGGCCAGGAUUAAAAGAACUGGAGAUGGAACCCAUAAGAGUAGUUGAGUUCGGGAUUGUCCAGGUUCCUAUUCCAGGAGCCAGCUAGGCAGAAGUUUAAUUAACUACUGAGUAAUGCUACCAGGAUGCUAAAGGUGACCUUAAUCUAUUCUGGUACAGUAUUCUUUUUAAAUGGAAUUUUGAUAACUUUUUUGAGGUAAUAUGUAUUUUAAUUAGGUAGAGUUAAUGAUUUUACAACAUAUACUUUCAAGAAAUGUAUACAAUUUUAUGUGUGAAUUUUUAAAAAUGAAUAAAUUUGAACAUGAUA
Molecule: messenger RNA, 1617 nt
Organism: Perognathus longimembris pacificus (Pacific pocket mouse)
Lineage: Eukaryota; Metazoa; Chordata; Mammalia; Rodentia; Heteromyidae
Product: acyl-CoA desaturase 1-like
Exons: 6
Coding region: 288-1358 (356 amino acids)
Biological process (GO): unsaturated fatty acid biosynthetic process; response to fatty acid
Cellular component (GO): endoplasmic reticulum membrane
Molecular function (GO): palmitoyl-CoA 9-desaturase activity; iron ion binding; stearoyl-CoA 9-desaturase activity
Source: RefSeq, a predicted model, not a curated record